GCUAGAAAAUGGACCCACCCAAAAACAAACACAAGAAGAGAAACAGAAAAUUACGGGAUUAUUGGGAACCAAGCGAGGGUCGUGGGAACCAAGCGAGGGUCGGGGAACCAAGCGAGGGUCGUGGAACCAAGCGAGGGUCGUGGGAACCAAGCGAGGGGAGUGGGAACCAAGCGAGGGUCGUGGGAACCAAGCGAGGGUCGUGGGAACCAAGCGAGGGUCGUGGGAACCAAGCGAGGGUCGUGGGAACCAAGCGAGGGUCGUGGGAACCAAGCGAGGGUCGUGGGAACCAAGCGAGGGUCGUGGGGAACCAAGUAAGGGUCGUGGAACCAAGCGAGGGUCGUGGGAACCAAGCGAGGGUCGUGGGAACCAAGCGAGGGUCGUGGGAACCAAGCGAGGGUCGUGGGAAACCAAGCGAGGGUCGUGGGAAAGCGAGGGUCGUGGGAACCAAGCGAGGGUCGUGGGAACCAAGCGAGGGUCGUGGGAACCAGCGGAGGGUCGUGAGAACCAAGUCGUCGUGGGAACCAAGCGAGGGUCGUGGGAACCAAGCGAGGGUCGUGGGAACCAAGCGAGGGUCGUGGGAACCAAGCGAGGGUCGUGGGAACCAAGCGAGGGUCGUGGGAACCAAGCGAGGGUCGUGGGAACCAAGCGAGGGUCGUGGGAAACAAGCGAGGGUCGUGGGAACCAAGCGAGGGUCGUGGGAACCAAGCGAGGUCGUGGGAACCAAGUGAGGGUCGUGGGAACCAAGCGAGGGUCGUGGGAACCAAGCGAGGGUCGUGGGAACCAAGCGAGGGUCGUGGGAACCAAGCGAGGGUCGUGGGGAAACCAAGUGAGGGUCGUGGGAACCAAGUGA
This is a messenger RNA of Procambarus clarkii (red swamp crayfish), 850 nucleotides long. The record is from RefSeq and is a predicted model, not a curated record. NCBI's taxonomy places the organism in Eukaryota, Metazoa, Arthropoda, Malacostraca, Decapoda, Cambaridae.